GGGAUGAAGUAGGUACGAUGGGUUUAGGAUAGUGAAACCUUGAGGUGCUAAGUGUAGGAACAGGAUAGAGGAGCCCUGAGUGAAAAGCGGGGAAUUGGGUUAGUGGGGCUCUGGGGAAGUACCUGGAGAGGAAAUGAGAGAGGCCAUGGAUGGAGGCGGAGGUGGGGAGCCCUCCGGACAUCUAAUAGGAAUGGAGAUCUAGACGGGCCUGGAGGCGGAUGCAGGGGCCUGGGGGAGAGGGUGCGGCUUGAGCUGGGGCUGAGCGGUGAGGAAGAGAAAACGACAGUUUAAGAGAAACCCCUGAGGCGAUAGGGCCGGCAGUGUGAGAUAAAAGAGGCCGUUAAGAUGUAAAGAGAGAAACAGAUUUGGGGACUGAUUGCCAUUGGGAGUGGGGGGAAGGGACAGAAUGUCGUCAGAAGGCGCCCUCAUACCUGACCUCGGGGCCGAGAGGAAGACCCUGGAGGAGAAAGCUGCUGCUCCAGAUGCUGCUGCUGCCUCCGCGGCCACCCCACCCUCGGUCCUCCUCUCCAGAGGCCAUGGACCCACCGCCCCCUAAGGCUCCCCCUUUUCCCAAGUCGGAAGGUCCCUCCUCUACUUCUUCCUCGGUGGCGGGGCCCCGACCCCCGCGGCUGGGCCGCCACCUGCUCAUCGACGCCAACGGGGUCCCCUACACGUACACCGUGCAGCUGGAGGAGGAGCCUCGGGGCCCGCCCCAGCGGGAGGCGCCCCCGGGAGAGCCCGGCCCUCGCAAGGGCUACAGCUGCCCAGAGUGCGCCCGUGUCUUUGCCAGCCCUCUGCGGCUGCAGAGUCACCGUGUAUCGCACUCGGACCUCAAGCCCUUCACUUGCGGCGCCUGUGGCAAGGCCUUCAAGCGCUCCAGCCACCUGUCACGGCACCGCGCCACACACCGUGCUCGCGCCGGCCCACCUCACACCUGCCCUCUCUGCCCUCGCCGCUUCCAGGACGCCGCGGAGCUGGCGCAGCACGUGCGCCUCCACUAAGCUGGAGACCCGGCCUGCGCUGCCCUGCCCUGCCCCUUUCUGGGCCACCACGUCUGACCCACACAGCGUCACUCCUACACAUUUCCCUGGCCCUGCUGAGGUUACUGUCUUAACCUGGGUCUUAGUUUCCCUAUCUAUUUAAAAGGGAGAAGCAUCAUUCCUCCCUCCCCCACCCCCCCAUUUCUAGCUGUGUGAUGUAGACCAAAGUCAUUGCCCCACCCUGGGCCUGCGAGCCAGUCGGAACUGGGUUCUGGUCCAGCUGUGCUGUGUGAGCCUUUGCAGGUGACAUGACCUCUCUGAGCCUUGGUUUUCUGCUCUGUGAAGUAGGGAACGGUUGUCUGCGUUGAAGAGAUGACAAAAGAGCAUGGACACGGUCUGGUUCAUUUCUGUAUCAACUCCCUUCCGUCCACGACCCCCACUCUUUGCUCAAUAAACAUUCCGCACUCCA
This is a messenger RNA of Galeopterus variegatus (Sunda flying lemur), 1449 nucleotides long. Its product is annotated as zinc finger protein 580. The transcript has 2 exons. Gene Ontology annotation, cellular component: nucleus. Gene Ontology annotation, biological process: regulation of transcription by RNA polymerase II. Bases 483 to 1001 code for a protein of 172 amino acids. The record is from RefSeq and is a predicted model, not a curated record. Gene Ontology annotation, molecular function: RNA polymerase II cis-regulatory region sequence-specific DNA binding; DNA-binding transcription activator activity, RNA polymerase II-specific. NCBI's taxonomy places the organism in Eukaryota, Metazoa, Chordata, Mammalia, Dermoptera, Cynocephalidae.